AUGGCCUUUGUUUCUUUUCUUUUCUCGUUUUUUCUCUGUGUGAACAGCACAAACGAGAAUGGGUGUUACUGUAUAGAUUAUGGGGUUAAUACCUGUGAUAUUUGUAACAAUGGGUGUUAUUUAAAUUUAGUCGACUGUCAAAAGUGCCCAAUAAAUUGUACAUUUUGCACCUCCAAAACGACAUGCACUCAGUGUAAAUCGGGGAUGUUUUGGAAUGGUACGGCAUGUAUGCCAUGUGAUUUUGAGUGCAAAGAAUGUUCUUCAUAUAGUGUUUGCACUUCUUGUAAAUUUGGGUAUUACUUAGAGAAUACACAGUGCUAUAGUUGUCGAGAAGGGUGUGAGCAGUGUGACAAUUCAACACAUUGCACGACAUGUGAUUCCCUUCAAGACUUGGUAUUACAUGAUGGGAUGUGUGUGUAUUGUUCGUCUGUGAUUCCUCGUUGUGUUUCGUGUAAAGGUAAAAAAUGCAUUUUAUGUGAAAUGGGGUAUUUUGCGUCUGAAAAUGGCGAGUGUAUUCAGUGUGAUAGAUUAUGUGGGAAAAGUGGGUGUGAUAUCAAUGGGUGUAUUGAUUGUGCAAACAAUUUCAUUUUGAGUAUUGACAAUCGUUGCACUCUUCCUGUCGAGGCGCAUUGUAUUGAAUAUGACCGCAGUUGGUGUACUUCAUGCGCGACUUCAUAUCAUUUAAUUGAUGGAAAGUGCUUUCCAGAUGUUUCAUGUGAUUCAAGCACUUCGAUUCGAUAUGAUAAUGGCUGUGUUUCACAAAAAGUUUCAAAUUGUCAAAUUAUUGAUUUGAGAAAUCAAGUGUGUCAAGUGUGCAAACCCGGGUAUAGUUUGCAUUCAACCAUUUGUGUUGAAAAUCACUCUCAAAUUCCACAUUGUGUUCGCCUCAAAUUUUUCAUCGAUUCGUACAUUUGCUCUGUGUGUGAAUAUCCAUAUUAUCCAUUCAAUGAAAAAUGUCUUCCCGUCGAUAAUUUAUUUGGGUGUGUCGAGCCGUUCAAUGUGAUGAAUGUGUACGAAGGUUCAACAUCGCGAUGUAUGAAAUGUAUUGAAGGAAUUCAAAGUGUUAAUUAUCAUUGCUUUUUCUCACCAUAUUGCAUAUCAUACAAGAGCGAUCGUUGUGUUUUGUGUAUUGAUGACUUUUUGUUGGUUGACGGAGUGUGUGUUUCGUGUAAAGCAAUACAUUGCAUCAGCUCAAAGAACGACAAAUGCACGUUAUGUGAAGAUGGUUACCACUUGAAUGAAAAUUUUCUUUGUAAUUACAAUGAUAUGAAACCACACUGUGAGCAGUACAAAGACAAUUUAGACUGUUGCGUGAUGUGCAAAGAUACUUAUUUAUUGAGUAAUUGUUCGUGUAUAAAUUGUACCAUAAAACACUGCAAAAGAUGUUCCACAACAAAUAACUCAUGUGAUGUGUGUUAUCCUUCAUAUUAUAGUAAAGAAGAUGGUUGUGUUGAAUGUUCUAUUUUUGGUGAGGGGUGUGAUAUCUGUAAUGAGUCUGGGUGUUUGUCGUGUAAAAGUGGAAUGUAUUUGAGCACUCACAACAACGUCACUUUUUGUUCCAAUUGUUCUGAAAACAGCGCGUUUUGCGUUUCAUGCACGUAUGAAGGGUCAUGUCAAGUAUGUGACAAAGGUACUGUUCUUGUGAAUAAGACGUGUCUUUUGUGUAAUGAAACAAUUCCGUCGUGCCAAACGUGUCAAGGUGGGUUUUGUACCUUAUGUGAAAUAGGGUUUUACAGAGACAACACAAAGUGUGAUUCCUGUGAAUUAAUCGAUCACUGUGAAAUGUGUGCAAACGAAGGCUUGGUUUGUACAAAGUGCCAAAGUGAUCACAUUUUAAAUGUAGAAACUAACGUUUGUGAGCGGUGUGUUGAUUACUUUGACAAUUGUGUCGAAUGUGAUGAAAAUAACACGAGUUGUGUAUUAUGUGAAAACAACCAAAUACCUUUUGAUAACAAAUGUGACAGCGCAUCAAGUUCAACACCCAACUGCUCGAGGUCAGUUGGAGAUUUUUGUGUAUUGUGCGUACAUGGGUUUGUAUUACGCAAUGGAACAUGUUACAAAUAUCACAAAUCGCAUUGUAUGAGAUAUUCAUCUUUUUUUGAUUAUGGAUGUUAUGAGUGCGAUACAUCAAUUCCAUUCAACGGAAUUUGUGCGAAUUAUACAAGAAAUGAAACGUGUUACUUUUACUUAGAAAACAAUAAUUCCAAUUUUGAGUGUCUGUUUCCCACAAACAUAUUGGUUACACUUCAGUGCGCUCCAAACCAAUAUUUGACACAAACAAACCCUCCAUUCUGCGAAUUUUGUAGUUUGAAUUGUGCACUAUGUGUUGACAAAGAAACUUGUUUGAAGUGUGAGUAUGGCUAUUUAAUCAAUAACGGGAAAUGUGAACCUCAACAGAAUUGUAACGUUACAGAUGUUAGUUAUUGUUCGCAAUGUAACGAUGGGUAUUACUGGAAUGGUUCAACUUCAAAAUGUUCUCCUUGUCUAAUACAACAUUGUAAGACUUGUGACACCUCAUCAUCAUGUCUGUUGUGUUUCAGUGACUAUUUAAACACAAGUCUUCUCUGUGAAUUCCAACAAAUGUUACACUGUGCUCUUCAAAUCAACGGGUUUUGUAUUUCGUGUGAAGCUGGGUACUUCUUAGAGAACUUAGUUUGCGUUCGAAACACUAUUGAAAAUUGCCUUCUUCAAUUUCGGUCGACCCUUUGUUUGUUAUGUAAUAACAACACAAAUUUGGUUUCGUCGUAUAUUGGCGACACAACGUGCUCAAAAGAAAAGAACAUCCACUGCUUGUUGGAGUCUCCUAGUGGAUGUCUCCGAUGUGAAGAUGGCUACUUUCUCUUAUCAACGUGGUGCUUCCCGUGCCAACACAAUUGCGACAAAUGCUCUCAACAGAAAAUUGGAUGCGACAAGUGUUCCUUUGGCUUUUUGUGGAACAGCACAACGCAGAGUUGCACAACAGUUGCUUACUUCCAGGAGUCUUGCAAGUACUUUGCCAAGAAUCGAGUGGGCUGUGCUAUAUGUCACUCGGGCUAUUUUCUUCAAGAUUUUCAGUGUGAGAAAUGUGAUGACUCUUGUCGUACUUGUAAUGACAGUUCUGUCUAUUGUAGUGACUGUAAUGAGAACGGUGGGUAUUUCCGAGCAGAAGAUAAUUCGUGUCAGAGUGUCGCCACCAUCCUUCACUGCAAUUCGACAAAGCAAAACUAUUGUGAAGUGUGUGAUUCCGGUUAUUAUAAUUAUGGCAUUCGAUGUCAACCGUGUCAAAUUGGGUGCGAGUUGUGCACGAAUAAGGACGAAUGUAUUGGGUGUAUGGAACUUUAUGUAAUGAGAGAGACAAAGGAAUGUGUGUUAUACAGUGACAUUAAUCGAUGUAUCGGGUAUAACGACAAAAAGUGUUCACAGUGUAUGGACAUGUAUGUGCCAAAUGCUGUUGGGGAUGUCUGUGUCUAUUCUUGGCAGUUCAUAGCAAUGGUAGGAACACCUUCUUUGACUUUUGCUGUUAUCAUCAUCGCAAUAAUAUUAGUGAUAGUCUUUGUGUUUGUAUGUUGUCACAAAAAGACGAACGACUAUGAAGAAUUUAUCACAAGAGAUAUAGUCUUCUCUGUCAAGAAAGCUAAGAUACCAUUCACAAAGCUGUUAUCAAGUAAAAUGGAGACAAACAAGAAGUGUUUGGAUUAUUUGAAUGAAGCACGAAAACCACUUUUAGUCAACGAACGAGCAAAGAACGAAGUCUAUUUGGCUAAUAUGAAAAACACGACUGUUCAGAUCAAGUUCCUUGGCAUGAAUAACGCCAAUUUUGACAUCCAAGUCGAACCACAAUGUGUUGUGUUAAAAAAGAUGCACGCCGUGAAAAUGAAGGUUUCUAUUAAACCGAAUUGCACGUACUUUUUUAGGGGGCAACUUAAAUUCUCACGACUUGAUAUGAAAAAGGGGAAAUAUAGCGAAUUCAACAUCCCCCUCUUAUUCAAAACUGAAACCACAAACCGCAUUUCCGCUGAUGAGAUCCAAGUGAGCGAGUGCAUCGGGACAAGUAUAUUUGGGAAAACAUUUAAAGUGAAUUACCGCGGCGAGACUGCUGUUUUAAAGAAGGUUAAUUACAUCAAAGAAGAGACUUUAGAAGAGUUCCAACGUGUUGUGAUUGAAGCGGAUAAAUGUGGGAGAGGAAAGUUUGUAGCAAGUUUCAUUGGUGCAAUAUUCCAAACACACAAGAUGGGUAUAUUACUUGAGUAUAAUGCCAAUGGGAGUUUGAGUGACAUAUUAAAGAAAACAAAACCAACAAAAGACGUUUUAAUAAGAUUGGGGUAUGACAUUAUAAGAGGGAUAUUCUACCUCCAUUAUAAAGGUAUCAUUCAUUACGAUAUAAAGCCACAAAACGUGUUGAUUUACUCAUUAAACAAAAUGUCAGACAUUUGCGCUAAAAUCACGGACUGCGGGAUUAAAAAGUGCUUCAAAUUGAUUAACUUCAACACACUGCCUUUUAAGAACAAUAUUGGGAUACAGUACAUUGCACCUGAAAUGUUUUAUAAGCGCACCUGUACUCCAGCAGUUGACAUGUUUGCGUUUGGCGUUUUAGUCUUUGAAAUGUUCUGUGGAAACAUUUCAAAGAUGUUCAAGUCAAGUUGGGAAAUCACAAAGUUCUUUUGUGAAGGAAAGAGAUUGAAAAAGACAGAAGAAAUCGAACAGUGGAUUUAUGACUUGGUCCAAGACUGCUGGAAACAGUCGCCAGAGGAAAGAACAAACGCACGUAACGUUGUAUUACGUUUCCAAAGAAAUGCAGAUUGA
Molecule: messenger RNA, 4782 nt
Organism: Entamoeba invadens IP1
Lineage: Eukaryota; Evosea; Mastigamoebida; Endamoebidae
Product: serine-threonine protein kinase, putative
Exons: 3
Coding region: 1-4782 (1593 amino acids)
Biological process (GO): protein phosphorylation
Molecular function (GO): protein kinase activity; ATP binding
Source: RefSeq, a predicted model, not a curated record